Molecule: messenger RNA, 2733 nt
Organism: Bemisia tabaci
Lineage: Eukaryota; Metazoa; Arthropoda; Insecta; Hemiptera; Aleyrodidae
Source: RefSeq, a predicted model, not a curated record
GCGGUCGGCGUCGUCGUCGCCGUCCUCGGCCUCCGAGUUUUCCCCGUCGUCGCUAGUCACGCCACGAUCCUCGACGGGAGACCAUCCACCUUCUCGCGUCGCACCCUCGCACCCCCAACCCCCGACUCCCUCGGAUCUCCGCGAGUGACAUCCACUUCGGCCUCCAGGUGAAUAUACCCUUUCCCCGUGAAACAAGUUUUCUACGUGAGGUUAUUCGUCAGUGGUGUCGUUACAGUAUAGCCUUUGGUUCGGGUGCUACAGCCGGAGGUGGUGCCUUUAUGCCGACCGAAAACAACAAGUGGACGGCAAGAAGAGGACAAGACAGGAGGAGGUAGGCGGGAAUGGAGACGGCGAGAGCGUCGCUUGGAUGAGGAGGAGCGACGCCUUGAUUGACGCCGCCGUCGGCACCACUCGAGGAGACGGUGGUCACGGCCGUCAAGGUUCCAGCCGAGUAAGGCUCCCGACCUAAUAAAAUGCCUUAUCUUCAACGCCGUUAUCACGCGCCUCUCAAGAAGCGUGCAGUUCGGACAAGCUUUUAAUUAGAACCCCGAAAAAAUCAAUACAUAUUCAAUCACCCCCUCUCCGAACAAAUGGCGUAACGAUGAUAGCAAAUCUUUGAGCCUGGCAUGGCUGAGCUACAGAAUUUCAUCUACCAUGUGUUUUAAAUAUUGACGCCCCGAAACUCAGCCGCCGGUCGCUCAGGCCUCUCGUUUUAGUCCCGAAAAAUAUCGAAUAAUGUAACUCCCACGUCAAUUAUCGCUCUCUCACCUGCGUGCGUGACUUUCGCCGAGACAAUGGAUAGUAAACUUUUUAAAUUAUACGCGAUCACAAGUGCAAUUUUCACUCUUUACUUGAAAAAGAGGAAGAACAUUAUUUCGAAUUGAUUGGCUGCCUUCGCGAGUUCUUCUCCCCGUUCUAGUUUUAAUCAACCCCCCGCUCGCGACCCUCCCCUAGUUGUUAAUUUAGUCUUUACGAAGCGUUGACCAUGUGUACAAUUUCCUCGAUGGACUUUUGAUGGCUUUGCGAGAAAAUGGGCGUCCCUCCAAGAAACGGAAGCCUUCGCUGGAGGAAGAAUGACCCGAUGUCGGAUCCUCGUUGCUAUGACAACUGCCGGGCUUUUCCUUCAAUCGGAAAUCCAUCAAAACGCCGGGCGCUGCUCUGUUAUGAGUGAUUCCCGAAAGAACUUCUUCACAUGGAUCGUAUCACUAAUCUUCUGUUGCUGGAAACCAGCUCAAAGAAACUACUCUCGUCAUUCAAAUGAGAAUUGCGAGAAGUUCAACCCCAGCUUGGAGAUGGGACCACUGACGCUGCGCGAUUAUGUGAGGACGUUGGAGCCUUACGACCCACAGCGCCACGGGUGGCGGGGCAACGAACCCCGACCCGUGAGCCGCGAAAUUGUGAUCAAGAAUUUUGAUAAUUCCUCAGAGACGUUGCUCUCUAGUUCUCCUUUUAAGACUGCCUUACCUCCUACACAUCAUAUUAAUACUAGUUCUACUAAUAAUCAUAUCAUCUCUUCACCCUUAGCAGAAGCUGACAGUUAUGGAUCUGACGUGAGACAGCGGUAUCGAGGGUUGGUGUGCGACAAGUUCGACGACGACGGCAUAGUAAAAUUUGAAGACCUUUGGCUGUAUCUGUCCAGGUGAUGGAUGUCUUCAGGAGACGCAAAUCGUGACUGCGCUCCUUCCCUGUUACCACCCUCUUGCCUUCACAUUUAGCCUUACCUUUACCUUUACCUCAACCUCGGAAACCAUCAGCGUACUCCGUGCUGGAUCAAUCGUCGCUGAUUUCAGCUAUGAAUCGAGCCUUGUCUCUGCUCAUUCGUAGGAGGUACAUCUUACUAUGCCACGAUCCUCCCCUGUGGGCUGAUUGUUGAAAUCGAUAGACAAAGUGAUAGACAAAGAGGUCAUAAUGAGUGUGGAGUCAUGCUACUGGUUAAUUUGGGUGGUUCUUACAGACUAAGGGAGAAAGUAAUGGACGAACUAAAGGGUUUCUCGUGAAUUGCCGUCUUUUAUCUACCUCCUUUAUCCAUUGCAAUCACUCGCUUCCACCAAUAGAAUCCCCUCCCCCCAUCCCGUUUGUCUUUCUCCGUUUAUAGCUUUGUCCAUCAAUUUCAACAAUCAGCCCGCUGAUGUGGGCUGUUUAUUAAAAUUGAUAGACAAAGCCAGACAAAGAGGACAAAGAGGAAAUGAGCUGUCCUCAUGGUGGAAAGCGGGUGGUUGCAAUGGAUAAAUCGUCGUUCCUUUGACGUAAGGGCGUCUCUCUAUUUUCACAUGAGCCCUAGAAAGCAUGGAGGUAUACGGAGCACAGGGGUCACGUGCAAACCGAGAUACGCACUAACGUCAGAGGAGCGAAGAAAUGAGGCAACUAAAAACUGACCAAAGGCAACCUCUUAGAGAGGGGCAACCGAGAGACCUUCCCUACAGUUAGACCGUCUCUUUCCCUCUUAGUCUUGAGACAACCACCCGUUUCAACCAAUAGCAUUGCUUCAUUUUUCUUAGGUGUUCUUUGUCUAUAGCUUUGUCUAUCAAUUAAAGUAAUUAGCCCGCUGAAACAGCACGAUAACCUGACAUUAGACUGCCAUUGAUGAUCUUACUUAUGUAAAUUUAGCCGUCGCACAGUGGGUCGCAAGUCUAUGGAAGAGGUCCGACCAGAACAUUGAAACUUUAAAGAUGUUUAUCGCUCUUAUUUAAUAUGAAACGGAGAGGUUUAAAAGUGUUUCUAUUGUUUUUUUGU